Messenger RNA from Alexandromys fortis (reed vole), 5841 nucleotides. It is a transcript of the gene Chst15, whose product is annotated as carbohydrate sulfotransferase 15. The transcript is spliced from 9 exons. The coding region runs from base 1723 to 3408 and encodes 561 amino acids. Gene Ontology annotation, biological process: hexose biosynthetic process. Lineage: Eukaryota; Metazoa; Chordata; Mammalia; Rodentia; Cricetidae. The record is from RefSeq and is a predicted model, not a curated record. Gene Ontology annotation, molecular function: N-acetylgalactosamine 4-sulfate 6-O-sulfotransferase activity.
ACACGGGAAACAGCAAUACAGUCUGCUGACUAGGGGAGGGGGGGAGCCCGGCCUCAUUGCUUCAUUAAUCUUUCUUUGCGGAUCUUUAUGUAAGAGGCAGUAUUUGUUGGAAAACAAGACAGGGGUUUUGAAGAACUCCCUUGUCAUUCACGGUUCCCAUCUGCAGUUAUAAUCCUCUGAUUGUGACCUCUGAGUCAGUUGCCAUGGAGGCUGAGCCAGAAGUUUAUGACUUCAGGGUGAUAGUAGCUUCUAAGGCAUGAGGUGCACCCUCCAGCAAGAGAGACGGGGGACUCCCAUUGUCUAGAAACACCUUUCUUACAUGUGCCAACAUUCUACAGUUUAGAGAGUGGUUUCUCUAUUGCUUCGAGAAACAAGGUGCUGGAUUCUGGCCAUGGGAACAGACUGUGGCUUCUAUCCUGUUCCCAGAGUCUGGGUUGGGUGCUCCUGAGGCUUUCCCGAACAAGCCUUAAGAGUUUAAGGUGUCUUUACACCAACCGAUUUGCAUCUUCAGCCCACAGCAUGGGGCGCGGGGGGGGGGGCGACCACUGGAGCCCUUCCUUGGAGCAGCACCCCGUGGGCCACUGCGGCAGUCAGUGGUGCUCGGUGUCCUGCAGAACCUUACCUCUCAGAAGAAGCAGACCUACAAGGCUAAAGAGCUAGGCAGCCUUUGUAGGAUGCAAAAAUACAACAGAGGGCGCCGAAACCACCAGCGCCAAUGGCCUUGAAUAUCAAUGUAUGGGCUGCCUCUGGACCGCCAAGUUCCUUAAAACUGUCUCUGGUAGCCUGGGUCACAGCCACACACACCAGGUUUCGGUUUUGCCUUUUCAGAGUUACCGCAACACACAAACUGUAUUUACUUGCAGGGCGAGGGGGCGGGGACCAAACCCACCGCUCAGUGGGGCGCGCACGCCUUGAUCUCGCAUUCCAGACUCGAGCUGAUGUGUGUCAGCGCGACAUGGGGCGGGGGGAGGGUUCUCUUCAGAGGUUUCAUUCGCCAUCUGCAAGUCACUCCCAAACUUUUUCCUCCUAGCGCUCGAGGAGUCAGGUUGAUGUGCCCUGGAUGCGGCGCGCUAGGCGCGGGGCUGGGUGCGCGCUCCCGCGGAGUCGGAGCUGCAGAGGCUUCUGAGCUCGUCUUGGGCUUUUCAGUAACGGAGCAGCCAGUGACUCUGGGCACCACCCCGAUGAUGGAGGAAGGGCUGGAGGCAGCUGUUUCUCCGGGGCCACACGGUUGGUGUGGUUGCUGCCUCACCGUGGGUGUCCACUGCUCUGUCACCUGCCAUUCAUAAGAGUCUGCUCCCCACGACGAGCAAACAUUCCGGAGGAAUGCCAGUCUACCCAUCAAUGAGGAUCCCAUGAUGUCUUCUAAUCUCCAGUGUGGCUCCAUGCUCUCCACGGAUGCCACUCCCACUUUGUUUGGUGCCCUGGGAAAAACCUGAAACACAAGCAGAACUGCUUCCAAACCUACGGCUGCUUCAGUGUUGUGUGGCUGGUGCAGAACAGACGACUGGGAUUUGCUUUUUUUUUUUGGUAUUGACCUCCGUAUUUGAACCAAAGAAUGUGCCUCAUUCUCUAGUGCGUUGGUGUCUGCUCUCUUUUGCAUUUGUUUCUGUUGCUCGUGCCUUUUACCAUCUUUGGUCAUCACAGGAUAUCCUUACAUUUUCCCAGCAAACUCCUUGAGGGCUGGUCCAUGGCUCUCUAAGCAGGCUGUCCAAGGGCUCUACCAUGAGGCACUGCAUCAAUUGCUGCAUACACUUGUUUCCUGAGGACACACACAAGCAGCAAGCCGCCUGCCAAGGAGGCCCCCAUCAGGGCCAUCAAGUGUGCCCCGCUUGCAAAGGGGAAAACAAGAUUCUGUUUCGCGUGGACAGUAGGCAGAUGAACUUGCUUGCCGUUCUUGAAGUGAGGACUGAGGGCAGUGAGAACUGGGGUGGGUUUUUGCGCUUCAGGAAGGGGAAGCGAUGUAGCUUGGUCUUUGGAUUGAUAAUCAUGACCUUGGUGAUGGCUUCUUAUCUCCUUUCCGGGGCUCACCAGGAGCUUCUGAUUUCAUCUCCUUUCCAUUACGGGAGUUUCCCCAGCAACCCCAGCUUGAUGGACAGUGAGAACCCCAGUGACAUGAAAGAGCAUCACUACCAACCUUCUAUAAACAACAUCUCCUAUGUGAAGGACUACCCAAGCGUUAAGCUAAUUAUUGACAGCAUCGCUGCCAGGAUUGAGUUUACCACCAGGCAGCUCCCAGACUUACAAGAUCUCAAGAGGCAGGAAUUGCAUAUGUUCUCUGUAAUCCCCAAUAAAUUCCUUCCGAACAGCAAGAGUCCGUGUUGGUACGAGGAAUUCUCUGGGAGGAACACCACUGACCCCUACCUGACCAACUCCUACGUGCUCUAUUCCAAGCGCUUCCGCUCCACCUUUGACGCUCUCCGGAAAGUCUUCUGGGGCCACUUGUCGCAUGUGCAUGGCAAGCACUUCCGCCUGCGCUGCCUGCCACACUUCUAUAUCAUCGGACAACCCAAGUGUGGCACUACUGACCUUUAUGAUCGCCUCCGGCUGCAUCCGGAAGUGAAAUUCUCAGCCAUCAAGGAGCCCCACUGGUGGACCCGGAAGCGCUUUGGAAUUGUCCGCCUGAGGGACGGACUACGAGACCGCUACCCUGUGGAAGAUUACCUGGACCUCUUUGACUUGGCCGCACACCAGAUCCAUCAAGGGCUGCAGGCUGCCUCUGCAGAGGACCAGAGCAAGAUGAACAAAAUCAUCAUUGGAGAGGCCAGCGCCUCUACGAUGUGGGAUAACAAUGCCUGGACCUUCUUCUAUGACAACAGCACAGACGGUGAGCCACCAUUCCUGACCCAAGACUUCAUUCACGCCUUUCAGCCUGAAGCCAAGCUCAUUGUUAUGCUCAGGGACCCUGUGGAGAGGCUGUACUCGGACUAUCUCUACUUUGCAAGUUCAAAUAAAUCUGCAGACGACUUUCACGAGAAGGUGACGGAGGCUCUGCAGCUGUUUGAAAAUUGCAUGCUGGAUUAUUCGCUGCGCGCCUGUGUCUACAACAACACCCUGAACAACGCCAUGCCCGUGAGGCUCCAGGUUGGGCUGUAUGCUGUGUACCUUCUGGACUGGCUCACUGUCUUUAGUAAGGAACAGUUCCUCAUUCUGCGUCUGGAAGACCACGCAUCCAAUGUCAAGUAUACCAUGCACAGGGUCUUCCAGUUUCUAAACCUGGGGCCUCUAAGUGAGAAGCAAGAAGCGUUGAUGACCAAGAGCCCUGCGUCUAACACACGGCGUCCCGAGGAUCGUAGCCUGGGGCCCAUGUGGCCAGUCACGCAGAAGAUUUUGCAGGACUUCUAUGGGCCUUUCAACACUAGGCUGGCACAGGUCCUAGAUGAUGAAGCAUUUGCCUGGAAGACGACGUGAGAGCUGAGUCCCUUCUGCCGGAGCCAGACCUAUAGACUCUGUCAUUGCCAUGACUUUAGAAGUCUCCUGAUGGAGAACUGUCACCCACAGUGUGGAGAAAGCCACCGGCGCCCCUCUUCUCCUCCAAGGCGAUAGUCAAUGGGAACUAUCUGGCAUUUCUCUUGCCAUGUUCAACAGCUCUGCUCUUGAAUUCUUCCACCUGAAGCCUUGGAAAGUACACUGGGGCGAGGCUCCUGUCUGUUCCCAGAGUACCUUGGAGCUUAGGACGGUAGACUGGCACCCAGUGGGUAGGAAGAGGAGGUUUGGGGAACCCACAGACCAGCCCUGACCUCCUACCUCCAGGAGAGCUUGUCUGGGUGUAGGAUUGGACAGCUCUGAGAUCCGAUUAAGUCCAAGCUCACUAGAGGCUGUGCUUUGGGGCUGACUGGAACCACCCUUCAGGUGUUAUUUCCCAGCACCCCUUGCAUAAAUGGCUAACCCCAUCUAGCAGAGAAAGAAGCGGCUUGGAGAACAGAGGCGCUUUUCAUUUUGGUUCAUAUUCCCAAGUCAGCCCUUCAGUGACAUCAGAAAUAAGCCCUGUUCCCUUUGCUGUGCCCAAAAGAAAAGAAAACAAAACAAAACCCUGGCAUUUGGCAGCGCGCUCAUCUCUCUGACCUCCUAUUCUGCCCCCGCAGACUGUAUUUAUGCCCAGCAUAGAGAAGGGGCACUCUUAAACAAACAUUGCGCCUUGGAUUUGACUAACCCUGCCUCUCUUUUCUGCUCCUUUGGAUGUUUUCUCAAGAAAUUCAGUUUGUAUUUGGAAAGGGAAGUUUUGGUGUUAAUGCCAGAAUAGAGAAGCCUCAAGGCGUCGAACAGUUGGCGGGAAAGGAAGUGAAGCCCUCGCCAUGUGUGGAAGGUCACCAGAGAGCGCAAGCUGCUUCAGUUUCUGGUUCUGGCUGGUUACAGGCUCCCUCCCUCCAUCUUCCUGUCGGAAGAAUCUUUUAUCCACAUUCUUUGUCGUGUGUGGCCAAAGUUCCAUACUCACGAAGGCUCUCAAGACACCCGUGUCCUCAGAAACACAUCUCACAGACUAAGCUUGGGCUAAAUGCGGUGUGUGGUGACGAGGAGAUAGCUUGGCUCUCUAUGGACCUUUCUGGGCCUUUUAGGAACUUGGUACGCAAUGGAUAAGGUGAUGGUUUUGUCAUCCAGGGAACACCAGGGAGAACAGCUUAAGCCCAUUUGGCACACAGGGCCAGGGGGAAUGUCACAAAGCUUCUCUCUGGAGUAUUGCCAAGGGAUGCUUCCUGGGAAGCUGUGUUCUCGGGUCAGGAUCCUGUCCACCAGCGUCAGAAAGUGUACACACUAUGUACCCGACUGUCACGUGAAUGUGUGUGAGAAACCCAGGUGUUGGUGGCAGGAGGCUCCGCAGUUGCUCGGCUAUGUGAGUCCUUCUGCUGUCCACCAUUGCUGGAGAUGGGACUCUCAGCCCAUGGGAAGGUUCGGAGAGCUCUGAGCAUCAGCAUGGACUAGGCCAGCUCUGCUACUGAAGGGGCUGUGUGUCUUGAAGUCUGCGUUCCAGGACAAUCCCCCCCUUUUCUCACAGCCAGCACUUGGCUGAGUCGCCAGUGGGGAAAUCUGGCCAGAGUACAGGAUGCUUUGGGAAGAAAUGAUAAGAGAGAGAGAGAGAGAGAGAGAGAGAGAGAGAGAGAGAGAGAGAGAAUGAGAGAAUGAAUAUUUAUUUGGAAUACUGUGUGUGUGUACAUGUGGCCGUGUGGCGUGUGCAAGAGCGCACAUGCGUGUGGGUGCUUAUACCGAGUGGGUUCCCCUCAGCUAUCUUGCUGAUGAGGCUUCUCCCUCCAUUAGAGACACAAUGCCUUUAUGGAUUAAUUUCUCCACCAGUUAGCCUGUCAUUUUCCAGAACGUAUCUCUCACCAUCCCACCCCAAUCCACAAUUAUAAGACAUUUUUUCUUGCGCACUCCUAUGCAUGUGAAUAACAUGUAGCGUAAUUCUGCUUCUUACAGAAGUAUUGCCAAAGGUAUAAUUUCCAAUAUUAUUUGGUUCAUUGCUGAUCUUUUAAAAUAUGCAGCCCCCUCCUUUCUUCCAUCUGGGGCUAUCCAAACCCGGUUUGGCCUCUAAUGGUCUCUCCCCAGGCGUCACCAGCAUUGUCUUUGCUUUUGCUCGGUCGAGGCCUCCUCUUGUUUGAGAGCACAGGUAGUGUUUUGGGUGGUAGCUCCCUAGCGUGUCACCCCAAACCAAAGCAAAACACAGACCUGGUGCCGAAGACACUUCGUAUUCCCAAAGCUGUGUGCCAGGUCGUAUGAAACCUUCCCUCCCUGUGUCAUAUAAGGUAUGAUAUGCGAGUCACAUUUAUCCUGUACUUUUAUUCAUAUUUAACAGAAUUAAAGAUGGACCCACACAGCUGGUGCCUGCGGGGAGUGGGCCCUCCAUCACAA